This is a messenger RNA of Notolabrus celidotus (New Zealand spotty), 8525 nucleotides long. RefSeq names its product SUN domain containing ossification factor (gene suco). Gene Ontology annotation, cellular component: cytoplasm; membrane. Lineage: Eukaryota; Metazoa; Chordata; Actinopteri; Labriformes; Labridae. The record is from RefSeq and is a predicted model, not a curated record. Gene Ontology annotation, biological process: protein folding in endoplasmic reticulum; regulation of bone remodeling.
GUGUGUGUGUGUGUGUGUGUGUGUGUGUGUUAAUCGACUGCAGUCUCAAAGGUUCCUGUCGGCAGGUGUUCGUCUCUCUGUCUGUCCAUGUUGGGAGGUGUUAUGUGCGGAUUUUCCUCUUGUCAUCAAACAGUGAGCGGACCAGGUACACCUGAACCGCAGAAACCAUCAUCAUGACAACCAUAUUGAACACCGACCAGAAGUUCACUCGGUCAAAGUUACUCUCCUGGAGGUUCCUGUCCCGAGCCUCGAACGCCCGCAGCACAGCGUCUGGAUCUGAACGCUCUUCCCUAAACGGGCCUUCACGUUGUUGAUGGCUUCCUGGAGACAGGAAACAAGGGUCGGACUGAAGCUGGGAACAAAAAGUCAGUCAUACUCACACCAAGGAGAACAGCUCGAGAGGUAGAAAUACGAGCUGGAACAGGAAUUUCCCAUCUUUGAAAGAACCCGGUGUGACUUCUGACACAGAUGAAGUCUGUGAGAGGUGGAGCAGGCUGCAGCUCUGAAACAAUUGGCUGCCCCUGGCCAAUAGGUGACAGUUCAUGACGAGCUCUAUUCUUGUGACACUCUCCUUGUGACUUUGACUGCAUCAGGUUUUUUUCCAUAUGCACGUGUCGCAGUGAUGACACUCAGCUCAGUUUCAGCAUCACUGCAGGGGGUUAAGCCUGGUUCCCCUGCACAGCAUUGAAGACCCAAGCUAACCCUGAAGCUGUCCAGCUGCCAGCCUCGUGUGACCACUGAAGACGAGAGAAAGUUCACACUGGUUUUAUAGCUCCUCUUCUUUCAAAGAUCAGGCCUCUUCUACUGUGAGCUGAUCGCUUUCAGACACGUCAACGCUGUGAAUGGAGCCCAAGCUCCUUUCACACACACACGACACACUCCUGAAAAUGUCCUGACAUUUCCCCUGUGGGCUGCAUGUGUAAACACAGAUGGACAAAUGUUUUACCCCCAACUUCAUCAAGACCUUUCCCCUCCAGCCCUCAGAGAAACGUGUGUGAAGAUGAGGGGAGAUGUGUGAAUGAAGCAAGCGAGUGGGCGGGAUGAUCGAGCAAAGUUUGAUUCACUCAGCAAACAGGACACAUUACUCAUCACUCUUUCUCCUCCUGCAUGCUCUACCCAGCCACCCCGGGGAGAGUGCAAUAGACACUGAGGAUCUCCCACUGUGAGGUGCAUGGGUGAGCUCCUGAAAACAUCAGGGCCUGAAUGUCUAAAGAAAAAUGUCAAGAGUCAGUUUGUGAAAGGGGCUUAAGAUUUCAAAACAAGCUCUGGCUCCUUUUGGACUUUUCUAUGUAGGCAUGCCAGAUCUCUGAUCUCUGCAACCAUGCACAAUAUAUCGGGACUGCCGGUUUGGCUCAGUUUGCAUAGCAAAAGCCCCUUGUGUGCAGGCUACAAUCAUUGUGCACUGGUCAUAGGAUCAAUGCCCGGUCCAUGUCACCCUCCCUCUCUCCCCUCACAUUUCCUGUCUUUGUAAGCUGUCCCAUCAAAAAUAAAAAAGAGAAGGACAAAAAAAUAACCUAAAAUAGAAACCUGCACACCACAUCAAGCUGUGUGCUGCUGUUACACAUGCAAACCAAAAUUAUCCUACUGUUACUUGCCUCACAUUGAAAGCUAUCAACUUGUGGGCUGUACUGUUGUGAAAAAAUUACUUUAACUUAAAUAUGCUCAUCUUUCUAAAAAAAAAAAAACAUCAUCCAGUUUUCCAUAUGUGGUGGAAGAUCAGUUUCAGAUCUACAAACAUCCACAGUGAGGUAAAGAGACCUGCUGCUGACGUCUGACCGAGGUCAGAACACCUCCAUGGAAACGUCACCUUGUUGUUCUCUGCAGUGGAACACUCACAGCACGUCUGCUCAGCUUAACAUCCUCCCCGCCGUGUAAAAAGGAUUUAUGUGACGGACUACAAGCUAUUUUGUUGGCAGCCUGAAGGGUCACGGUGCCCCUCGUGUCAUACUGUGAGGUGUGUGGCACAGUGACAACAAUCACAGCAGCAGACAACAGAGGGACAAAGUCUGAACCCUACAGCGAGGAUCAAAUAAACACACUGUGAAUCUGACUCCUGAAUGUUCAGCACCACACAAAAUAACAUGGUUUGAUCAGACGUGGAGUAGGCUGCAUGUUUCCCUUACCAUGAUGUCCUCCAGCCUUCAUGUCCAGCAUGUCUAUGCUUGAACGUACUCCUUCCAGUCAUCGGGGUCUUCACUUGUGUUCAUGUUGUCCAGGAUCAGCUCAAAGAAGAUGAGCUUCUCAGAGACAGAGCUGAACGUGUUGUCGAAGCAGAACAUGUAGUCUCCGUCUUCUGUUCAACCCUGGAGAGGAGAACGAGCAGUGAGAGUCACUGAACAGGACUUGACCAGAUGGAGAGGCGAUUAUGAAGUCUACAUCCAGACUUCCACCAUCUAACACCUUUGGACAGGAGAGGACAAACCCAGAGGUGGAGGAUGAGAGACAUGUUUCUGUACCCCUGUCAUUAUGUGUAUUGUUCAGAGCAGAGCUCGUCUGGCUCAGCUCAGUCUGCCGCGGACAAAACCGCUGACAGCCCGAAGCCGGACCAGGAGCAGGACUCAACGCAACACAAGGUGUUGGAAGAAUGGACGACGCACACAUCAUACGAUAUGGGACUGGAGACAGAGAGAGCAGCAUUAGAGAAGCUGGCAGAACACAACAUUCACCAAGAACAGACUGUGAAUCCUGGAGAAGCUGAGGUGAAGGAGACCAAGCCCGACCAAGAGUCUGACCCUGAACCCGUCGCUCCUGAGCCAGAACCCCACCAAGACCCCAACCAGGCUGAUGUGGACCAGCAGACUGACACCCAAAACCAAGACCAUGAAGUCCCCGUGGUCUCCACUCCAGAACCAGUUCCAGCACAGACCCCAGAGUCCUCAGAAGCCCCAGCAGAGACCAUCAGUGAGGCUCCUGCUGCUCCCCUGAACCUGGACUCAAACCCAACCCCCUCCCAAGAUGAAGCUGAAAACACACCUACCUCACAGAGUGCCGGCCCGACCCACACAGGUGAGAUGUGGGUUGCCAGUGCAGGAGAUGAACUCCCAGUAGACACCUUUGUCUCUGCUGAGCACUCUGAUUCUCAGUGCGGGGUCGUUCCCCCCGAACUGGCAACCUGUGAAAACUCCCCCUUUGGCAGCCCUCUCUUCAGGGCGGAGGAAGCCGGCACAAAGGACCAGCCGUCAGAGCAGGUCCACAGUUCUGCUCCUGAAGCAGAGGUCCAGUCCGGUCCUGGUCAUGUAGACCAGGAACAACAACAACAACAACAACAACAACAGCAGCAGCAGCAGGAGCGACAGGAGCGACAGGAGCGACAGGAGCUGGAGGAUGGGCUGCCUGAAUCUGACCGAGAGGGAAACGCCUCCCAGGUCCACCAAGAUCAGCAGGUCGGGGAUCCCUCAGUGCCGAGUAAAGAGGACAUCCCCACCUUCGACGAGUGGAAGAAGCAGGUCAUGGAGGUGGAGAAGGAGAAGAGUCAGUCCCUCCACACCUCCACCGCUGGCACUCCCCACCCCGUGAAGAAGGUCCAGAAAAACUUCAAGAACAACUACGCCUCAGUGGAGUGUGGAGCAAAGAUCCUGUCUGCCAACAGCGAGGCCAAGAGCACUUCAGCUAUCCUCAUGGAGAACAUGGACCUGUACAUGCUGAAUCCCUGCAGCAACAAAAUCUGGUUUGUGAUCGAGCUCUGUGAGCCGAUUCAAGUCAAGCAGCUGGACAUCGCCAACUUCGAGCUCUUCUCGUCGACACCCAGAGACUUCUUAGUUUCCAUCAGUGACAGAUAUCCGACCAACAAGUGGGUGAAGCUGGGAACCUUCCACGCCCGAGAUGAGCGCAUCGUUCAGAGUUUCCCCCUGGAUGAGCAGCUGUAUGCGAAAUACGUGAAGAUGUUCAUCAAGUACAUAAAGGUUGAACUCCUCUCACACUUUGGAUCAGAACAUUUCUGUCCGCUCAGUCUCAUCAGGGUGUUUGGUACGAGCAUGGUGGAGGAGUACGAGGAAAUUGCAGAUUCUCAGUACCCCUCAGAGAGACUGGAGUACCUGGAUGAGGACUACGACUAUCCUCCAGGGUACCAACCAUCAGAGGACAAGGCCUCCAAAAACCUGCUGGGCUCAGCAACCAACGCAAUCCUUAACAUGGUAAACAACAUCGCUGCUAACGUGCUGGGCGGCAAGCCAGAGCUGGAGGGAGGAGCGGAGACAGGAGGUAACACAACAGCAGAGGCGGGCGCCCCCGCCAAGCAGGAGAGCACGGAAGAAACGCCCAAACCAGCUGAAACGCCUCCAGACUCUGCCGUCCUGGAGCCUGCACAACCACAAAGCCCUGAAACCCUGGAGGACUCUGCUAUCUCCGAUGACUCUCCCCUUCCUCCCCCCUCGUCUUCAGACUCCCAGGAGGACAGGCAGAUCGUCACUCUGGUGGAGGAAGAGGAGGAGGAGGAGGAGCCCCAGCAGUCAACUGUGACCCUGAUGAAGGAGGAGGCGGAGGAGGAGGAGGAGGAGAAGAGGGAGGAGGAGACGAGGAGGGAGGCAGACAGGAACAUGUGGGAGAGUCAGUCGUACUGUCCCUUCUCCUCCCUCUCCUCCCUCUCUCUCUCCUGCAUGGCCACGCUGCCCGAGCUGCUGCACCGCUGGUGCUCCGCCCGCCUCGCCAAAGAGCGGCUCCGCAACCUGAGGAGGAGGCAGCUGGGAGUCCAGACUCACACACACAGCCCCUCCCUCACGCAUACACCUCCACUGAUCCCCGCCCCCGUCCCCACCCCUUUGGUAGAAGCCCCGCCCCCAACAGAAGCACCCCCAGAGCCCGAGGUUCCCGUUCAGGGUCAGCCCGAGGAGCCCGACACACACACCCCCGACACACACACUCCAGAGCUCGUCAUCCUCCUGGAGCCCAGCAGGACUUCCACCCUCCCCUCACAGAGCUUCUCUGACAGCUCGCUCACCUGGCCCACCCCCAUCCAGGAGGAGAAGCUGCUCCCCCCCAUCAAAGACGCAGCCCUGGACCCGGUCCCCACUCCGCCCCUGCAAGCAGCCUCCAUCCCACAGACCCAGCUGGCCAGCAGCGCCACCCCCACCCUGUCUGUCAGCACCCCCCCUCAGCCUGUAGCCUCAGAGACAGCGACAGCGGUCCUGGCUGGGGUCCCUCCUGUGAAGGAACAGCCAGUCCAGUCCCUCCCCACUGUCACCAGACCUGAAGACCUCAUCCCCCCUCCCACUGAGCAGCCAGCUCCUCCCCCACAGCCCCCCCCCCCCACAGACUCCGUCAGGACAGACAGUGGGGACCCACAGAGACACUCAGUCCCUCAGGCUCACGGGGAGCAGGUGGACCCCCUCUCUCAUACAGGUGACCCUGCCCGGCUGGAGGACUCGGUGGAGGAGGACCUCCUGAGCUCCAACGGGAAUGUCCACCGCACGGCGACAGACUUCUACGCAGAGCUGCAGAACGUCGGGGAUUAUAACGGGGGAGGGCUGAACGGGAAUGGCGUGCUGCUCAACGGGGGGGCGGUGCACGGAUCCAGCCAGAAGGAGAGCGUCUUCAUGAGACUCAACAACCGGAUCAAAGCUCUGGAGAUGAACAUGAGUCUGUCCAGCAGAUACCUGGAGGAGCUCAGCCAGAGGUACCGUAAACAGAUGGAGGAGAUGCAGAGAGCGUUCAACAAGACCAUCAUCAAGCUGCAGAACACCUCACGUAUAGCAGAGGAGCAGGAUCAGAAACAGACCGACUCCAUCCACAUGCUGCAGAGUCAGCUGGAGAACGUCACCAAACUGAUGCUGAACCUCACGGCCACGGUCAGCCAGCUGCAGAGAGAGGUGUCAGACCGUCAGAGCUACCUGGUGGUCUCUCUGGUCCUCUGUCUCUUCCUGGGCGUCCUGCUGUGUCUGCAGUGCUGCCGCAGCACCUCUCCAAACCCCAGCACGCACACCGCUGCCCUGCCCAAGAGCAACCACUACCCCAGCCCCAAGAGAUGUUUCUCCUCUUACGAUGAUAUGAGCCUGAAGCGCAGGGUGGCCUCUCCACUCGUUCGCUCUAAGUCCUUCCACCUGUCCUCUACAGAAGUAGGUCCAGAUGACUUGUACAUUGUAGAACCUCUAAGGUUUUCUCCAGAGAAAAAGAAAAAACGCUGCAAGACAAAAUCUUUGGACAAAGUUGAGCUUCUGAAGUCCGAGCUGCUUCUCCCGCUCACAAACGGGGGCCCAAAGUGCAACGGCUUCCAGCCCUGCCUCCCUGAACCUCCACCUGCACCUCCCCCUCCUCCUGCUCCUCCUCUUCCUCCCCCUUCUGUGAUCCCCCUGCCUCCCCCUCCCUCUGUAGAGGAGGUGCCGUACCUGCCUCUGUCAGAGACCAGCAGCUGCAGCUCGUCCACUCACUCUGAGGAGUCCUUCACGAGCCGCCUCCCCCCUCCCUCCCCCAGCUUCCCCUCCGCCGGCCUCUUCAACGGCCACGCCCUCCCUUUCCCCCUCAACAAGUCCCGUCAGGAGAAGCGUUCGAUGAAGAGGAGGAAGUCUCGGCAGACAGAGCUGCAGUUCCCCUUGGUGCCGGGCGGGGGUGUGGGGUCUCUGCCCAGCCUGCAGCAGCUGAUGAAGGGAAACAAGGAGAUCAACGUGGGGACCAUCGGGGUGACCGCCGUCACCGGACACGUUUAGACACAGACUUUCUGUCCACACACACACACUCACAAACUCACACACACUAUGGUAGCAGACUUGUGUAGGAAGGAGAUGAGGUUUAACUGCAUCCCAAAGAACCACAUUUCCCAUGAGCACCCAGAUGCACCCCGGAGCUGCAGCUCAGCCCCGCCCCCCGUCAGAGACCUGUUUACGGUUACGUGCCUUUUAAAGCUGAACUCAUGAAUCACCUGAUGAUGAGGAGGUGAUGAUGACGGACAGAGACUCCAGGUGUUAGUCAGACCCUUACAGUCCAUGUUUUUCUACCGGAGAAGCACAUUUUCCCCGACAGGUGAGCGUCAGUGAGCAUUAGCCCCUCCCCCUCCGAGCACAGAAAGCAGAGGCCCCGCCCUCAGCGCUCCGUUCUGCUCCUGCAGGAACAUCAUGAAGUAUUCUGCUGCUCUGUGGAUGAUGAUGCACAGAGCGUGUUCUCUCUCCUUCAUCUCCUCUGUCUGACUCCACUGCAGGCGUUUGUUUGGGACCAGAGUGUUUAACCUUCCUCGUGCUUCAGCCUCUCUCUCUCUCUCUCUCUCUCUGUCAGUCUGAGUCAAACCGAGCGACGAGCUGAAUGAAGAAUAGUCUGCUUGUGUGUGAACGUGAGUCCUUUAGUUUCCUGUUUAACCUCAAAGCACAAACUCAGACACAGCAGUUUGGAGAUCCUCAGAGUUCAGGUCAGUGUGGGCUGGGCCCGCAGAGCUCACACACACACACACACACACACACACACACACACACACACACACACACACACACACACACACACACACACACACGGACGCAUUAAGAGAAACUGGUACAGGCGGGAGGGUGACGGUGUGACGAAGGUGAAUCAGGCUGCAGGUAAACAUCAUGUCUCCUAUUUUUAAUAUUUCUUCUUGUUGUCCAGCGUGGAGUCAAAGCUUCCUGAUCAGGGUUCUCUGUACUGUAGGGGCAUGUUAGUUGGCAGAGCUGAAUGUUUACACAGACACACACACACACUCUCACACACUCUCACACACACACACACACACAGUUACACGUAGACUUCUGGGACCCUGCAGCCAGGUGAGACCCGUUUUAUUUAUCUAUUUAUUUAUUUAAAGCUGACAGAUUUUGUAUGUGAGGCUCCGGUCCGCCGGCCUGCAGAGUCUUAGUAAGUCAGUGUGUUGCACAGAACAUUACAGAGCGUAAGCACAUGCUAGAGUCUCCUCUCACUCUCUUGAGCAUGAGUUAUCCUCGGCCUGACGUCACACGGGGGUUCACCGUCCCUCUUCCUGCAGCAGCACUUUCAAACCAGAGACCUGAUCCAGAGGACUCGUGAGGAUCCUCUCUCCGCUGUGUUUGAGUCUGUUCAGAGCUGCUAGUGGAAACGCCUCGCUGAGUCUUGUCUCGUUCAUGUAAGGUCGCCCUGCUGAUGAUCACGUGUCUCGCCUGCGUUCAGAGGACUGUUUGAACCCUGCAGGGAGUCUCAGACGUGACAUCAGGGCUCAGUUUUAGAUUUUAAUAGACGUCAUGUUUCUGUAUGCGGUGUCUGAGCGGCUCCAUUCGCUCGGUUUCGGUUUAGUCUGACAGAGACAGAACUCUUCAUCCUCACCUCUCUGAGCAGCUCGUCCUCUGACGCCCCCCUCUCUCUCUCUCUCUCUCUCUCUGACUGAACUCUAACACGCUUGCUUCUUUUAACCACUCUCUCACGUGUUCAUCUGCAGCCCGAGCUCUCUGUGCACCCCCAUGCUCACUCUUUUAUCCACGUGUUUUUGCUCUCUGUGCCCCCUCUCUCCCUGACUGAUGAUUUUAAAGAGAAGGAUGUGAACUGUUGAUGAUGGAUAAAGGGAAAGCAGCAGAGACGGAUGAUUCAAACACUAUAAAUGUGAUUCUGUUUGUUCCACA